AAUAGCCUUGAUUCGGCAGGCAAAUGCUGGACGUUUUAGAGUCGGGUGAGAGAUUCUUGAGGCGUAAAAGGACACAGAGGGACCAAGACUGUGAAGCAACGUCCGUCAGGGCACUGACUUACGCCGAGAACCCACAAAUGGCGGAAAAAAUAUACAUCUGUUCUUAUUGCGGGCAAACGUUUCAAGGGACUUCAGCCUUCCUGGUGCACGAGCGGAGUCAUAUAACAGACCGAAUAUACAAGUGCUUGGAGUGUUGGAGAACGUAUCAUUGUCUUUCUGACUUCCAGAGACACCAGAAAAGCCAUGCAGGAGAGAAGCCCCAUCGAUGUCCCUUGAACUGUGUCAAAUGCUCCGGUCGGAAUGCCCCCCUGUCCCUGCACCAAGUAGCCCGUCUGGCAGAGAAGUUCGGCUCUGAGAGCGGUGAACAGGAUGAAAGGCCGGUGGUGUCCGCCCAGGAAGCCCAAGCUCAGGCCCUCCUGCAGCGGGACCCGAAAUCUGUGCCAAGGUGGCAGUCAGUGAUCUACCUUGGCCAGGAGAUGGAUUGUUAUUACAGUGGCCAUCUUCAACAACAUCGAACUACCCACACAGGGGAGAAACCUUUUGAAUGCUCAGAGUGUGGAAAGAGAUUCAGUCAGAGUGGCCAUCUUCAACAACAUCAAACAACCCACACAGGGGAGAAACCUUUUGAAUGCUCAGAGUGUGGAAAGAGAUUCAGUCAGAGUGGCAGUCUUCUACAGCAUCAGAGAACCCACACAGGGGAGAAACCUUUUGAAUGCUCAGAGUGUGGAAAGAGAUUCAGUCAGGGAUGCACUCUUCAGAAGCACCAAAGAACCCACACAGGGGAGAAAUCUUUUGAAUGCUCAGAGUGUGGAAAGAGAUUCAGUCGGAGUGACAGUCUUCAGAAGCAUCAAAGAACCCACACAGGGGAGAAACCUUUUGAAUGCUCAGAGUGUGGAAAGAGAUUUAGUGAGAAUAGCAGUUUUCGAUGUCAUCAAAGAACCCACACAGGGGAGAAACCUUUUGAAUGCUCAGAGUGUGGAAAGAGAUUCAGUCACAAUAGCAGUCUUCACCUGCAUCAAAGAACCCACACAGGGGAGAAACCUUUUGAGUGUUCAGAGUGUGGAAAGAGAUUCAGUCGGAAUGGCAAUCUUCAAGUGCAUCAAAGUACCCACAGAAGGAGAAGCAAUGUAACUGGAGUUACCAGGUGAACCUUGUGGGGCACAAAUUCCCCAAUCCAAGUUGUCCCUCCCACCCCACCUUUAGAUUCUCACAGAGAAUAUCAGGAGGGAGAAGUAGGAUUCCCUCUUCCUGCUCUGAACGCUACCACCGCCACCACCUGUGCAUGUGCUGGAAUCUAUCUGGACUAAGCCAUGGGCGAAGGUGUGCUCCCCCCACAUAUUUCUUCUCAGAGCCCCUCCUUGAAUUCCUCCAUUGAGAUUGGGCCGUUAUGGCACCAACUGGGAAAAUUCUCUUUCUGUCUCCUUACUUUAUUUUGGAAAAUAUUCUCCCUCGUUCCCAGAGGCUUAAUGUGCGUGGAAACGGGUAUCUGAAAAGAUAAACAGCAUCCCGUGAAGCCUCUGUUAAAAGGGACACUUUUUCUCUCCAGGUAGUUGGCAUCCCUAGAUUAAUUGUUUCUUUAUGAAUCAGGGAAAACAAAACUUGGCUAAGGAAGAGUCA
Molecule: messenger RNA, 1677 nt
Organism: Gekko japonicus
Lineage: Eukaryota; Metazoa; Chordata; Lepidosauria; Squamata; Gekkonidae
Product: zinc finger protein 2-like
Exons: 4
Coding region: 24-1208 (394 amino acids)
Biological process (GO): regulation of transcription by RNA polymerase II
Molecular function (GO): RNA polymerase II cis-regulatory region sequence-specific DNA binding; DNA-binding transcription factor activity
Source: RefSeq, a predicted model, not a curated record